AUGAAGACUGACUUUCAGUUCUCCAACCUGUUGGGCACCGUCUACAGCAGAGGUAAUCUUGUAUUCACACCCGAUGGCACGUGCCUGCUCUCGCCUGUAGGCAAUCACGUCAGUGUUUUUGAUCUAGUCAAUUCGAGAUCAUACACGCUUCCCUUCGCGCAUCGCAAAAACAUUGCCCGCCUCGCACUCAAUCCGAGAGGGAACCUCCUCCUCACAGUAGACCUCGAUGGUCAUGCGAUUCUCACAAACGUCCCUCGCCGAAUAGUCCUUUACCACUUUUCUCUCCGCGGCGAAGUAAAUACGCUGGUCUUUGCUCCAGACGGUAGACACUUUGCAGUUGGGUUAGGAAGGAAUAUCGAAAUAUGGAGGACACCGUCGACUCCGGACGUCGCAGACGGAGACCUUGAAUUCGCUCCCUUCGUUCGACACCGGAUAUUCUCAGGGCACCACGAUACAGUGACUACAAUCGAAUGGUCUAGAGACUCGCGCUUUCUACUCAGUGCAGCGAAAGAUAUAACUACGCGAAUAUGGAGCAUGGAGGCCGAAGAAGGUUUCAGACCUACUACGCUUUCGGCGCAUAAACAGGCUGUUGUGGGCGCUUGGUUCAGUGCCGAUCAAGAAACGAUAUACACAGUUAGCAAGGACGGCGCGCUUUUCGUUUGGAAGUACAUGUUGCGAUACGACGCUCCAGAGGGUGCGGAUGAGGAAGACGACAAUAAUUUGGCAUGGGGUAUCGCAGAGCGCUUCUACUUUCACCAGAACAACGCCCACGUUACUUGCGCCAGCUUCCACCCGGAGACGAAACUGCUGGUAACUGGCUUUUCGCAUGGCCUUUUCUUCAUCCACGAGCUCCCUACAUUUAGCGAGAUACAGAACCUUAGCAUUUCGCAAAAUGACAUAGAUUACAUCGCGAUAAACAAGACCGGCGAAUGGCUCGCAUUUGGCGCUUCAAAGUUGGGACAACUAUUGGUGUGGGAGUGGCAGUCGGAGUCGUACAUUCUGAAGCAACAAGCGCACCACGACGUGAUGAACACGAUCGCUUACUCACCAGAGGGCCAACGCAUCAUCACUGCCGCCGACGAUGGAAAGAUCAAAGUUUGGGACGUCAAUUCAGGAUUCUGUGUGGUAACUUUCACAGAGCACAUUGGUGCGGUCACAGCCUGCGAAUUCGCGAAGAGAGGGAAUGUUUUAUUCACUACAAGUCUGGAUGGGUCGGUAAGAGCAUGGGAUCUGAUAAGGUACCGGAACUUCCGAACAUUUACGGCACCCUCGAAAAUCCAGUUCACAUCGUUAGCGGUCGACCCGAGUGGCGAAGUCGUGUGCGCAGGAUCCCUUGAUUCGUUCGAUAUUCACAUUUGGUCUGUCCAGACUGGGCAGUUGUUAGACCGGCUAGCUGGUCACGAAGGUCCUGUGAUGUCACUAGCAUUCUCACCAGACGGAAGCACACUUGUCAGCGGUAGCUGGGACAGGACCGUCCGUUUGUGGAACAUUUUCGCGCGAUCACAAACGAGCGAGCCCUUACAGCUUAUGGCCGAUGUAACUUGUCUCGCCGUUCGGCCAGACAACAAACAACUUGCGGUCACUACCUUAGAUGGUCAACUGACCUUCUGGUCAAUAUCAGAAGCCUCCCAGCAGUCCGGUGUUGAUGCUCGACGGGACGUCUCUGGUGGUCGCAGAAUGACUGAUCGACGGACUGCCGCAAACGUUGCUGGAACCAAAGCUUUCGAUACCGUGAGAUACAGUGCUGACGGAACAUGCGUACUUGCUGGUGGCAAGAGCAAGUACAUCUGCCUAUACGACGUACAGUCUGGUGUACUCAUCAAAAAAUUCACCGUUUCAGUCAAUCUCUCGCUUGAUGGUACGCAGGAGUUCUUGAACAGCAAGCUGCUCACUGAAGCUGGACCCCAGGGUUUAUUGGAUGAGCAAGGUGAGGAGUCGGAUCUAGAGAACAGACGUGACCCUACGCUUCCUGGUGCCCAGCGCGGAGCGGGCGCAAGAAGAACGCGAGCAGCAGUUCGUGUACCAGCUGUAGCAUUCUCACCGACCGGUCGAGCCUUCUGUGCCGCUUCUACGGAAGGUCUGCUCAUCUACUCGCUGGACACGACUUUCCAAUUCGAUCCUUUCGAUCUCGACAUUACUGUCACGCCCGGAACGACUCUGUCGACCCUUGCCCAAAAGGAGUAUCUGAAAGCACUUGUCAUGGCCUUCCGCCUCAACGAGCGCAAUCUCAUCCGCCGCGUUUUCGAAGCGACACCGACUACAGACAUAGCCCUUGUCGUCAAGGAUUUGCCGAGAGUUUAUCUUGGACGGCUGGUCCGCUUCGUGGCGUUGCAGGCCGAUGAGUCGCCACAUCUCGAAUUCAACUUAAUGUGGAUUGAGGCUCUUCUGAGCAAGCACGGCCGAUGGAUGAAGGAGAAUCGAGUGGGCAUGGAAGCAGAGUUGCGAAGUGUAGAGAAGGCGGUGCGGCGGAUACAAUCGGAGUUGGCUCGCUUGGCGGAUGAGAACAUCUACCGCAUCGAGUAUUUGCUUGCGCAACCUAUUGAAAAGAAAGGGGAUUUGCUGCAAUUGGACUUCAGCGUGAAAGACGGGGCGGAUGGUGUAGACGAAGUCAUGGAGGACGGCUCAGAUGACGACGAAGGCGGCUGGAUGGGCUUCGACUGA
Messenger RNA from Didymosphaeria variabile, 2661 nucleotides. It is a transcript of the gene PWP2, whose product is annotated as U3 snoRNP protein. NCBI's taxonomy places the organism in Eukaryota, Fungi, Ascomycota, Dothideomycetes, Pleosporales, Didymosphaeriaceae. Gene Ontology annotation, molecular function: protein binding. The record is from RefSeq and is a predicted model, not a curated record. The transcript is spliced from 4 exons. Gene Ontology annotation, biological process: ribosomal small subunit assembly; maturation of SSU-rRNA from tricistronic rRNA transcript (SSU-rRNA, 5.8S rRNA, LSU-rRNA). Gene Ontology annotation, cellular component: small-subunit processome; Pwp2p-containing subcomplex of 90S preribosome. The coding region runs from base 1 to 2661 and encodes 886 amino acids.